UCAAGUACACGGGCGGCGUGCCAUAUGAACUCUUGAAGCCCGUUGUAGACAAGGCAACCCCUCAGCAACUUUUUGUACUGGAACAUUUCAAUCCCUAUCUUAUGGAAGACACUGCUCAGUUAUGGCAGAAAUACUGCGAGAAGCACUUUAGGAAACAACAACGGCAUGAGAUGGAAACGUGGAGGGAAAUGUACAUUCGAUGCCAAAAAGAACAAGAACAAAUUAAAAAAUUUGACAGUGAAUAUUAAAAAAGCGCAAGAAGCGAAGAAAGCGCCCGUUAAACAAACAAAGAUGGUUUACUUUGAUACUGUUGUGAAACCACCCCGGAACAUCGCACGAGCGGCUGCUACCAGUCCAGCAGCACGGGUGGCAGCCCUGGCCACACCGCUCACAAUUCGCGCCGGAAGCGGCCGACCCGCACCCUCGCCUUCCCCUGCGUCUGUGCCUGCGCUCACUUCGUUCAAACCCAAGAAAGCGCCUCUCAUGCAAAAAGUUCUGAAAUUCAUGCGAGGCCACAAGCGAUCAUAGACAUCGUUGACUACUUAUGUUGUGUAACAAUGGUAGAUAUAUUGUGUUUUAUACACACUGUCAAUUUUAUAUUUAACUGGUCGAAUGUUUGUUCCUUGUAAACCAAAUAUGACAGUGUACGUGAAUAUAUACAUGUGUAAAAUAGAACAAAUUUGAUUGUAUCAAAAUUUAUUAAACUUAAGUUUUAGAUAUGUAAGUAGUGUAAUUCGGCAUUACGAACUACAUUGUUGCUUCUUUGUAAAUAAAUUGUAAUAUAAUUAUUAGUUUAUAAUUGUAGAUCUUGUAGUCUGUAAUCCUUUUCCUAUAGUUAGUCAUUUCAUUAGAUUUAUUGGAAUGUUGUAAUGAACCAAACGUGCGGGUUGCUGUGAUAUGUUCGAAACAUAAAUAUUUUGUGAUGUAGAUAUAUAUUGUGUUCUGUACAAUAUAUUUUUAUACAUUGCUUUGUUAGAAGUAUAAUUACAUAAUGUAUAUGCUUUUCAUAGUUAAUACUAUCAAUAUAAAUCGUUUUCAUGUUCAUUACACAUCCCAUCUAUUUCAGAUCAAAUUAAUAGGAUCCCUAUUGAUUUGACCUGAAUAUUUUUACUUUUAGUAUUAGAGCAUUUACUUCUGCUGUGUUAAAUGAAAUAGAGUAUAGAUCUUUUGAUUAAU
This is a messenger RNA of Galleria mellonella (greater wax moth), 1176 nucleotides long. RefSeq names its product transcription elongation factor B polypeptide 3-like. The transcript has 2 exons. Bases 166 to 528 code for a protein of 120 amino acids. The record is from RefSeq and is a predicted model, not a curated record. NCBI's taxonomy places the organism in Eukaryota, Metazoa, Arthropoda, Insecta, Lepidoptera, Pyralidae.